Molecule: messenger RNA, 2489 nt
Organism: Numida meleagris (helmeted guineafowl)
Lineage: Eukaryota; Metazoa; Chordata; Aves; Galliformes; Numididae
Gene: KBTBD4
Product: kelch repeat and BTB domain containing 4
Exons: 4
Coding region: 115-1722 (535 amino acids)
Molecular function (GO): protein binding
Source: RefSeq, a predicted model, not a curated record
GGGUGGCCGGAAGUGGCGAGUGCCUGGCGGCGCCUGGCGCAGGGUGAGGGGCGCGGGGAAGCCGCUGGGGCACCCCAGGGCGGCGGCGGCGGCGGGAGGCUCCGGGGCGGCGGCAUGAAGGGAGGCGCCGCAGAUUACUGGAGGUCUGAUCUGUGUGGCACCAUGGACUCGUCAGAAGAGACUGGAGGCUCCUGUGCAGAAGAGAACUACUUUGUUAACUACACCUUCACUGAUCGCUCACACUCAGGCCGCGUGGCCCAGGGGAUUAUGAAAUUAUGUUUGGAGGAUGAGCUCUUUGCUGACGUUACAAUAUCAGUGGAAGGCAAAGAAUUCCAGCUGCACCGUUUGGUCCUCUCAGCUCAGAGCUGCUUUUUUCGUUCCAUGUUCACUUCUAACCUGAAGGAAGCUCACAACCGGGUGAUUGAGCUGCAGGAUGUUAGUGAGAGUGUCUUUCAGCUCCUGGUGGACUAUAUUUACCAUGGGACUGUAAAGCUGAGGGCCGAGGAGUUGCAGGAAACUUAUGAAGUGGCAGACAUGUACCAGCUGACUGCCCUUUUUGAAGAAUGUUCCCGUUUUCUGGCCCGUACAGUGCAGGUCAGGAACUGUCUGCAGGUGAUGUGGCUAGCAGAUCAGCACAGUGACGUGGAGCUCUACACAGCUGCCAAACACUGUGCAAAGUCACAUUUGUCUCAGCUGCAAGACACAGAAGAGUUCCUGCACCUACCUCUUCGCCUACUGACAGACAUCCUUACAGAUGGCGUUCCAUGUUCUCAGAAUCCAACAGCUGCCAUAGAAACCUGGAUCAACUUCAACAAGGAGGAGCGUGCAGGCUUUUCAGAGACACUGCGAUCAAGUCUGAAGGUGAUUGGAGAAAAUGUUCACAUCUACCUGAUUGGAAAGGAGUCAUCACGAACACAUUCACUCGCUGUCUCUCUGCAUUGUGCUGAUGACGACUCCAUCAGUGUGAGUGGCCAGAACAGCCUGUGUCACCAGAUCACAGCUGCCUGCAAGCAUGGUAGUGACCUAUACGUUGUUGGUGGUUCCAUUCCGCGACGCAUGUGGAAAUGCAACAAUGCAACUAUAGACUGGGAAUGGUGUGCCCCUCUGCCCCGUGAUCGGCUCCAACACACUCUUGUCUCUGUGCCAAGCAAGGAUGCAAUAUACUCCCUGGGGGGCAAAACUCUGCAAGACACUCUCUCUAAUGCUGUCAUAUAUUACAGAGUACGAGACAAUGUGUGGACAGAGACCAGCCAGUUGGAGGUGGCUGUCUCUGGGGCUGCAGGUGUAAAUCUUAAUGGUGUCAUUUACCUGCUGGGCGGGGAGGAAAAUGACUUGGACUUUUUCACCAAGCCCUCUCGGCUUAUUCAGUGCUAUGAUACCAACACAGAGAAAUGCCACGUGAAGCCGUACGUACUGCCUUUUGCAGGGCGCAUGCAUGCUGCUGUGCACAAGGAUGUGGUGUUCAUUGUAGCUGAGGGGGAUUCACUGCUUUGCUAUAAUCCCUUACUGGAUAGCUUCACCCGGCUGUGCCUGCCAGACGCCUGGAGCUCAGUACCAUCCCUCUGGAAGAUUGCCAGCUGCAAUGGCAGCAUCUACGUUUUCCGAGACCGCUAUAAAAAGGGUGAUGCAAAUACUUUUAAACUUAACCCAGCCACCUCUGUUGUAACAGUCACAAGUGGCAUCAAAGUGCUACUCACUAACCUGCAGUUUGUCCUGGCCUAAUGGGGAAGGGCAGGCCCAGUAACAGGAAAGGCAGCAACAGUGUUCUGCUGUGCAGCUCAGAGGUACCCACCACCGUCAGCACCAGUCCCAGUUACUACAAGCGCACAACAGCCAGUAAAGAGCCCAUCUGCACAGAGGAAGUACAGGCCUGUUCUUUUAGAUAGCUCUAUUAAAGCUGAACUGAUGCAUCUUAGAUUUCAGAUGGACUAAAUGCUAUUACUGUGAUCCCUUGAUGAUAAGCUGCUUGUGUUUGAGGCCCAAACCACAGCAAGUGGCUUUUUUAGCUUGGAACCCGUCCACAAAUCCUAUAGUGUAUGAGGGACAUCCUCCUUGGCACAGACGCUAAGUUUUAACUGCCUGGGAGACUAUGUGUUGUUGCCAUUGUCAGUCACAGAGUUAGAUUUGCGCUGUCUGUCCUCCAAGGAUGUCCCCACUUCAACAUUCCUGUGUCCCUACUGCAGGAGAGACUGGCAGAAAUAUUCAUGGCAGACAGAUUCCAGAGCUGACCCCAGGUAGGUUGCGUUAUUCAGCACUUCUCCUAGAGGAGUGGUAACAAACUGGGAGUUUGCUUAUUGCUCUGUCAUCACCUAGCAUAAAAAGGGAGAUUGUUCUCAUGAGCAUUGGCUUCCUUUACUGUACAGGAAAUCCCCACCUGUAAUCAUAGCAUACUAUCAGUAACAGAUGGAAUUAAGACCACUUCCUCCUACCCCCCUCUGUUGGCACUGUAACCCUUUGGGUAGUCUGAAUAAAGUCUCUGCUGAGACAAA